AUGGAAUUCAUGGAUGUCGAAGGCUUCAAGUUCCAAGAUGAAAACGGAAGCUUUGUGUACAGGGAAGCAGUGCUUCAACUGGUUCAUCCUGAGCGAAAUACGCUUUCAGUGCAGUUUGGUGAUCUCUUUUCGUUCAGCAAUACUCUCGCAUCAGCUCUCGAACUGCAAUUUUACCGGUAA
Gongylonema pulchrum is the source of this 180-nucleotide messenger RNA. NCBI's taxonomy places the organism in Eukaryota, Metazoa, Nematoda, Chromadorea, Rhabditida, Gongylonematidae. The record is from the annotation of a GenBank genome assembly.